GUCAUCUAAUUGUGGCGUGUGAUUCAUUUUAGGUUCCUUAAAAAUCACUAUUCGUAUCAAUAUAUAUUAUUUUCAAAGAAGCCAUUCUACGUGGGGACAUGCGAAUCAAUGACUUUUAUUAUCUCUAGUAGGACUUCAGUCUUAUCUUUAUUGAGGGCUCUCUUGAAAUACACUUAGGCCAGUGCUCUAUUACACGGUUAUGUCUUCUACUUCCACAUGCUAAAAUGCCUAAUAAUACUGAAAAGAACUAUCCCAAUGGGGAUACGAAGGAGCCAUUCUUAAAUGGUGAAGAUGAAAUCAAAGGAGGAGUUAUCUACAAAGGCGGGAAAGUUCAUGAUACUAAAAAUGGGAUUGUUGAUGAGGACCCCGCAGAUGAGGCGCUCUUCACUAAAGUACAGAAAUUCAGUGUUACUGACCCAGAGGAAACUCCCGAACGGAAGAAAAAGUUAUUCAGAUAUAAUUUAAUCAAAACCAUUUGUCUUCUGUUAGCAUGGGUCGCAAAUGCAGAAAAACAUUGCCCGGAGCAGAGAAAUAUUGUCCCGCAUGACCAAAACACAGACACCAUGAAAUGGCUGAAGUUUAUCUUCCAGGGAAUGAUGUGGAGCGUGAAGGUGCCAACAAUUCCUGACCUUAAGGAACGUACUGGGACAGACUACAACGAAAUAGGAAUAGCCGUCUCCCUCAGGGCCAUGGGUUGGAUAAUGGCGUCCCCAAUAGCCGGUUACAUAUUUGACAGGUUCCCAAGAUUUCGUGACAUGCAGUUAGCAACCGGCUUCAUUUUAGAAGCGAUAUCCGUCAUACUAAAACCUUGGGCCUCCAACUUCCAAGGGCUCACGUUUCUCUACUGGAUGGAGGGCUUUGCACACGGUCUUUACGGUCUCGUGGGGAACGCAAUGAUAAUUGACAUGUGGCAAGAAGAUACAUCUCCACCUUUGCACGCCAUGCAUUUCGGCUGGGGAUUCGGCGCUUUUAUCGCCCCGAUGAUUGCACGACCUUUCCUUGGUACUAGACCCGAAGAUGAAGAGGCUUACAACUCAACCAACUUCUACAACUCCUCCCAAAUCAAUGCCUCAACCGCUACAAGUUGGAUGAAUGUACUUACUGAUGUACAAAACGUUACUGUAAUACCAACUGAUAUUAGAGUCAACAAUUCUCACAUUGAAGUGCCAUACAUUGUGAUAGGCUGCUAUGGAAUCUUCAUUGGGAUUCUUUUUCUAGCCUAUCAAUACUUAAUCCCAAAACCAAAGCUUCAAAAAGCUUCACAAGCAGUGAAGAAAUCUUGGCGGGAAGUGAUUUCUCCGAAACAGUGCACUCAAGGACAAACAUCAUUCGGACUCAUCAUGUUAUUUCUGGGAUUCCUUUUUUAUUCGGGUGUGGAUGCCCAACUGGCUGUUAUAGGAACUUACUCGUCAGCGAUAGCAUACGAAGAUUUAAACUUUAGCAAGCAAAAAGCUGCUCUACUUGCCGCUACUGCAAGCGCUUCGUCCAUAGGGUUCCGCUUUAUUACGAUGAUUAUCACCAAAUGGUGCCCAAUGUGGAUACUGAUUUAUUUUGAACUGUUUACAGCUUUUGCUAUGUCAGUUUGCUUGGUGACUGUUGGUCUUAGUGACCCAGUUCUUUAUUGGGUGUUUACAUGUGUCUUACUGUCUGUUACAUCACCUCUUUGGCCUGGUAUGAUGGCGUGGGCAGAGCCUUAUAUGGAAGUUACCGGAAGUGUAGUUGCAUUGUGGGGAAUGGGGGCUGGCAUAACCGGCUUUGGAUUGGACAUUAUUUCUGGUUGGGUAUUCCAAAAUCUUGGUUCGCAGGCCUCUAUGGUGCAGACUUGUAUUUGCUCAUCAUUCAUGAUAGCACUCAUAAUUGUCAUCAAGCUGGUCAUGUUGAAAUAUGGAGAAAAAGAUAGGGGCGCUUCAAAACAAAAAAAUAACCACGCUUGAUAUAACAAUAGAGGUUUGCUUUUUGCGAAUACUGGGUACAAAAGUGAAUCAGUUUUGAAUUGAUGUGCAAUACUAUACGUCAAAUAUUUCAGUCAACUUAUUAACAUCUGUGAAAAUGUUUGAUAUUUAGAUUUUCUCAGCUAUGAUAUACGCAUUGGCUGAUUUUGUUAUCGCCUCAAGCCAAUGGUAUUGUAUGUAAAACUACUUCAAAACAAAUUGAUAUUAAAAUUUGUGCAUAUUAUAUAGAUUAUAAUACUCUGAUCAUUAUAAAUUACUAUUUGUAUCUUAAGACAUCAUGAUAAACCAUGACAUCUCAUUUCUUUUCAGCCCUGAGAUG
Owenia fusiformis is the source of this 2271-nucleotide messenger RNA. The record is from the annotation of a GenBank genome assembly. NCBI's taxonomy places the organism in Eukaryota, Metazoa, Annelida, Polychaeta, Sabellida, Oweniidae.